This is a messenger RNA of Cyprinus carpio (common carp), 3405 nucleotides long. Its product is annotated as leucine zipper putative tumor suppressor 2 homolog. The record is from RefSeq and is a predicted model, not a curated record. Bases 617 to 2749 code for a protein of 710 amino acids. The transcript is spliced from 7 exons. Gene Ontology annotation, biological process: negative regulation of canonical Wnt signaling pathway; cell division. Lineage: Eukaryota; Metazoa; Chordata; Actinopteri; Cypriniformes; Cyprinidae.
CCCGUCGCGAGCCCCCGUGCGUGGCCACUCUCCCAUAGCCUUCAGCUUGUCGCUCCAGAUCAGCGGUCGGGAGCCAAUGUGAGGCGUGCUCACUCUCGCGCUCCUGCCAGCGGCGGUCCAGUGCGGAGCGAAAGCGGGGGCAGCGCGACUCAGCAGCGGGAGUCCAGGCAGUUUGCAGCAGUCGCUUCCAGGAGGACGGACGCAGAUAUGUGUAGCUGCUGCGUGUAUUGACCUUCAGCACCGGGAGUUUGCCCUACUUUAGAGAGGAGUAGAGCGAGGGCGGCUCAAAUCUACGUGAACUUCACCAUGCUUUGGAAGCACUGAAAAUACCAGGACGCUUUCUUCAGAAGCGUUGAUUCUUUAUGCACGGUUUUGCUCAAGCGAUCUUCACGCAGUCAACGGUCCAAUUCUCACUAUGGACUAACUAUUAAAGGGAUGAAGAAACUGUUCUACUGAUGAAACAAAGUCAUUUACAUCUUGGAUGCCCUGGGGGGGUGUGUGUGAGCGGAGGUGGACGCUGCUGUGGGAUGUGUAAAGUCUCCAUCCAUCAAGGAUCUCUGCAGCUUUUUAGGAGCUGCUGUUUGGACUAUUGUGCAAGAGUGUGUGUCCUGGGCGUAUGUUCGCCAUGGCUCUAGUUCAGGCACUGCCUGUGCCCACUGAUCAGCCCAGCGCUGACAUCCAGCAGUGCCGCUCAGUGUCUCACUCCCCCACCAUAGCUGCGGCAGGCACCAUGGGCUCCGUCAGCAGCCUUAUCUCUGGACGUACCUACCAGGAGCGUCACUGCCAAGCUGCCAGUAACUUUGGCGCCAAGUAUCGCAAACCCACACCAGCUACAAGCUGUUUCCGACAGCAAGAGGGCACGCUGCGCAGCGCUAGCUCACAGGAGCAGCUUCUCACCAGGCAGCCUCCUCUACCUGCUAAGAACAAGUCCUCUGCCCUCAUCUCUGCUGGCAAUGGCAACUAUGGCUAUUUGAGUGAUGAGCCAGUGGGCGACUGGAACGAUAAUCACGUGACCACGUACAGCCCAUCCAGUGAUACCGAAGAGUCUCCUGAUAACAGAGGCAUGAAUGGUAACAUUGGUGGCCCUCCUCCCAAACUCAUCCCAGUGUCAGGGAAGCUGGAAAAGAGUAUGGAGAAGAUACUGAUCCGUCCCACUGCCUUUAAGCCUGUUGUGCCCAAGAAUCGCAACUCUGUGCAGUACCUGUCUCCACGGUCAGGGGGCAGUCUGACUGAAAGCCAGGGCAGCCUCAGCCUCUUACUUCCUGGCACUGGAGCAGGGUCGGGUUGUCAGGAGAAGCGUAACUCUUACAGUGGGGGCCGCAAUGCACGGAGUAGCCAAUCCUGCACUAUGUCGGACUCAGGCCGCAACUCACUCUCCAGCCUACCAACCUACAGCAGCACAGGGUACAGCCUGGCACAGAGCGAGGUUCCCACCGGGCACAUGGAAACUACACACUCCAGAGGUGGCCACGGACACACUAACUCCGACAGUGGUCGGUCAUCAUCCAGUAAGAGCACAGGGUCUUUAAGUGGCCGUGGGCAGCCCCUCUCAGACAGUGGAUCGUGUGGCCGCUCCCCGGCUCCAGGAGAAGGGUAUGAGGGCGUCAUUCGAGAACUUGAGGAGAAGCUGAGGGAAAGAGACCUGGAGCUGCAGCAACUCAGGGACAACCUGGAUGAGAACGAGGCAGCCAUCUGUCAGGUGUAUGAGGAGAAACAGAAGCGGUGUGAGCAAGAGUUGGAGGACCUUCGGCAGAGCUGCGCAUCGAAAAUGAAGCAGGUGCAGCUGAAGGCACAACGGGCACAACAGGUCCUGCAGUUGCAGGUGUUUCAGCUGCAGCAAGAGAAGAAGAAAUUGCAGGAGGACUUCUCCCAACUGCUGCAGGAACGGGAGGCAUUGGAGAAGAGAUGUGCCUCUUUUGAGAAGGAGCAGACUCAACUAGGUCCUCGUCUAGAAGAGACAAAGUGGGAGGUCUGUCAGAAGUCCGGUGAGAUCUCUCUGCUGAAGCAGCAGCUGAAGGAUGUACAGGCUGAUCUUGGUCAGAAGGCCAGCGAGAUUAUUGCUUUGAAGGCCCAGUUGAGAGAGGUUUGUUCUGAGCUUCAAGCUAGCCAGGCUCGCUCGCAGGAAGCCCACGCCACAGCCCGCACCCGUACACUUGAACUUGAGGUUUGCGAGAAUGAGCUGCAGCGUCGUAAAAGCGAAGCGGAGCUCUUGCGGGAGAAGAUGGGCCAUUUGGAGGAAGAGUCCAUGCGUCUUAAAGAGGCCUUGGCAGUGCCCCCGUUCCAAACUCUACCUUCUAAGGGCCAAUGCAUGAGCUUGCCCCUGCCCCAAAGCCGUGGGGGAAUCACUCACGGGAUCAGUCCUGCUUUCCGGGACAACAGCAGUGAAGAGCAGUUUCUAGCAUAUGAAAGCGAUGAAGCGAAGGUGCAGCGUCAGAGUGUGGAUAUGCUUCAUGGUCUCCGUCAGCAGGUGGACCGAAUGCGGGCUGAGCUGAUGUAUGAGAGGAGGCGGAGUGAGGACCAGCUGGAAGCCUUUGACGAUGAACGCAGGGUAUGGCAGGAGGAGAAAGACAAGGUGAUUCGUUACCAGAAGCAGCUGCAGCAGAACUACAUCCAGAUGUACCGCAGAAACAGAGACCUAGAACGUGUGAUGAGGGAACUUAGUCUUGAGCUGGAGAACAGGGACAUGGAGGAGUUUGACAUGCGUAGCAAUGAGAUCCAUUUCGAGGAGAUCACUGCCACUGAAAUCUAACCCACAUCUCACUCUGCCAUCCCAAAAUGAAUUUCCACUGUGCUUGUGUGAGGAGCACUGGCCUUUACUACAGUGUUACUUAGCAUGCUUCUCCACACUAUUUCAGAAAGACUUAUGUUCAUGGCAAGUUGUUGUGAUGUCCGAAGAGGCCAGUAAAACAUGUAACACUUGUAUUUAGACAUCUUCAUCACUUCCUGCCUCGGAAACCUGUGAGAUGAAUGUACUAUGACUGUGAACAGCAGUUAAUUGAUGCCACUGGUGAAGGGAAGGUGUCCUCAAAGGUGGUGCUUUGAUCCUGGCAAACCCCUAUAGUAAAACUAGGGCUAUAAUUUAGCUUAAUUCUGAAAAAAUAAAACAAAAUGCAAAAAAUAUCACAUUUAAUCCCCCGUUGAUCUCAAACGUGAAUUCUUUAAGAAAUGUUUCAAACAGGUACGGUGACCAAAUGUGCAAUUUUCCCAGGACAUGUCCUGGCCAGGAUUUCUAUAAUGCCUAAAAUAUCCAUGUUUUGGCUUUAUUUGUGCUGCGCAGGUCAACUGUUGUAUGACAAAGUACCGUGAGAGCUGUAGAGAGCAGACGGCUUCUUUUGCUUUUGAAUCGCUCUCACGGUACUUUGAUGUCAUACACCAGUCGGUAUGCUCAGUGCUGCUUCAAGUCGA